AGAGGCGAAGCUCCGGGAGAAAGUCGCUGCUUCUCACUUCUGUAGCGCGAGAGGAGGAGACGAACGAGCGCAGGGUGAAAACUUUACUCUCAAACAAGUCCCACAACCUUCUCUACCAAAUCAACAUUGAGCUGUGGAUUAUGCACGGAAGAGAACAUCUUUUUACGCUCGUGUCGUUGCUCGUGGUUGUAAAUUUCUGCGCUACAGUUUCGGGCUCUGUUUCCGGAUAAUAGCCCACUGUUUUGGAAAGAAUUUCUCUGCUGGGAUUUUCCGUUCAUUUCUAUUAUUUUAUGACAAGUUGCACUCCCAAAGUAGGCCUAAUACAUCUUCCAAAAUCGUGCUGCCAGAUCUGGGACAUGGACAGACAUAGAUAACAAGGGUGAAGAUUUGGCUGGCUGAAAGAAGUUGGGCCUCGCGCUCAAGUUCAGCGGGACCACUUCCUGAUGAUGACAGUAAACAUGAAUGACGGUCUCCACAUUAGACCUGGACAGCACAGGAACUCUCAAGAUGAUGAGGAGGCACUCAACUCUAUCAUGAAGGACUUGGCAGCACUGGGCCGCUGCUCCACUCAGAGCAGCCACAAGCCCAAACAUAGAACUCUACUGUACAAACAGGAUCUCAGAGUCAAGCUGGAGCAUGAGAGAGAGAAGCGAAUCAUCCCGUUUCAGAGGCCAUUGAAGAUCAAGGAGCUGCAGCAGAAAGUGACUGAGGCCUUUGGACAGCAGAUGGACAUGUUCUUCAUGGAGAAAGAGUUGCUGCUGCCUCUGAAGACUCAGGAGGACCUCGACCAAGCCGUGUUGACACUGGGGACCAAUGGGCUGCUGCGGAUACUCCUCAAGACCCCCAAGAACAACCAUUACCUACAGGUGAACACUAGGGACAAGCAGAGCGAAAUGAAGUCAUCGCGGUCACUGGGGGACCUCAAGGGCUCGCUGCUCAAGGGCUCCGAGCGGGUGCGCAAACACUCCACAGGCUCGCUGCACACAGGCAGGACGUCCCCUCCGCCGGGUAGUGUCCCAGAGGAGCAGCAGCAGAUCGCACGCCAAGGCAGUUACACCAGCAUCCACAGCGAGGGAGAGUUCAUCCCUGAGACACUGGACCCAAAUAUGCUGGAUCCAUUUGGAAGUGCAGACAACUCACUGUCGAGCAGCUGUCAAUCAAUAGACCAAGCACUGGACAGUCCUCCUUUUUCACAAAACAACCGUGACAAUAAUUACCUGAACCUCAAUUAUGAAUACAAAGGACGGCAUCGGAAAGGAGGCACUUUUCCUCGACAGUUCCAGCUGCCAAAUCCCAGCAAAGAUUAUGGAGACCGUCGCCGCACACUUCCACGAAGCUUCAUGCCUCAGGAGAACUUGUUCCAGCUGGUUCCCUCCAGUCGUUCUCGGAGCUACAUUGGGGACAGUACACUCCAGUACAGUGAUCUACGCACACUGGGCCGCACCACAGACAAGAGCUGUCAAAGAGGAACCAAGUCUCCUCGGGCGCCAGUCAACUGGAGACAGGGCAAGCUCCUGGGACGUGGAGCAUUCGGGGAGGUCUAUCUGUGCUAUGAUGCUGACACAGGCCGCGAGCUGGCUGCCAAGCAAGUGCCCUUUGACCCUGACUGUCAAGAAACCAGCAAGGAGGUGAAUGCUCUGGAGUGUGAGAUCCAGCUGCUGAAAAACCUGCGCCAUGAUCGGAUCGUUCAGUAUUAUGGCUGCCUGCGGGACUUGGAGCAGAGGAAACUCACCAUUUUUGUUGAAUACAUGCCUGGGGGUUCUGUGAAGGACCAGUUGAAAGCCUAUGGGGCUCUAACAGAGAAGGUAACACGAAGAUACACCAGGCAGAUCCUCCAAGGAGUCUCCUACCUGCACAGCAACAUGAUCGUACACCGAGACAUCAAAGGUGCCAACAUCCUGGGGGACUCUUCAGGAAACGUGAAGCUGGGAGACUUUGGAGCCAGCAAAAGAAUCCAGACUAUCUGCAUGUCUGGUACAGGAAUCAAGUCUGUCACUGGCACCCCCUACUGGAUGAGCCCAGAGGUCAUAAAUGGAGAGGGAUAUGGGCGAAAAGCUGAUGUAUGGAGUGUUGCCUGCACUGUUGUGGAAAUGUUGACCCAGAAACCUCCUUGGGCUGAGUACGAGGCCAUGGCUGCCAUCUUUAAAAUAGCCACUCAGCCGACAAAGCCUCUGCUUCCAGAGGGAGUGUCGGACCACUGCAGAGACUUCCUGAGGCAGGUGUUUGUGGAGGAAAAGUGGAGGCCGACUGCAGAUGCCCUGCUCAGUCACCCAUUCGUUCAGGGCAGUUUCUGAUGCUCCAUCCCUCCCCUCCCCUGCCUGUGAGGCCCCCAUGGCCCCGGCACUCCCCUCCUCUUCGGCCCGCUCCGCACCUCAGGGCCUUCUGUCACCAGGCUCCAGGGUCCACUCCGCCUCCACGCCCUGUCAUCUAUCACCAACAUCUGCCUUGUCAGGACUGACAUCCCUGUACCGUCACCACCUUUCUCAGAAUGAAGGGUUCGCAGAAGGGCCAGGUCAGCUACUGUCAGACAUCCUGAAUCCUCCGAGGCAUUGCGAGCAUUCCCCAAAGACGGGACUGACAAGAAAGCACUUAGCAGUCUGGCAAGCUCCAGACAGUUUUUAUUCCAAGACUAGGAAAGUGGUUAGAGAUGUGAAGCCUCAAACUGUCGAGGUCUCACUUAUUGCACUCACCUUGUGCUAAGAAUAGAGUCUUGUACAGGCCAAACCACAUGUAAGCAAGAAUGACAGGUGAUCCUGCUAGUACUGUAAGUAACUCACCCACAGGUGGUGGCAGUGAGUUACACUGUCUAGAGAAUAUUUUUAUAUUAAAGCCACAUACAAAGUCAUCCUAGCUGCUUGUCUGUUAAAACAAGUAUUUUUGUUAACGCCUUACAACUCUGUAAGUAAGAAUUAUUGUAAAGGGUCUCCUGAUACUGAUGUUACACCAUUACACAUCUGAAUUCAACACUGCACUUUUGAUUCCAUGCAUUUGAACACUUACGCAAGAUAAUCAACAGAAUAUUUUUAUACCUGGUUGUUUUUAUAUAUUCUUAUAAUGAAUUGUUUUACUCAGUGUCUAGACAUAAGAACCAAAUCGAUGCAUUAGUGUGCAAUGUUUAUUAAGCAAUACCAACAAUACUGUUGGACCUAUUCAUUCCAGCUUCCCAUGCAGUGAGCCUUGUGCCAUACAUGUCCAAAGAGAUAAAGAAGUCACAAUGGUAUGCAGACAAGGUAACAGUAUUACAGUAGUUCAGUUGGAUUUUUGUCACUUCACAUAUGCCUUGUUUAUUAUGGCAGCUUUGUGCACUACUGCACGGACCAAAUGCAUCUUUACAAUGUUACUUUCAUGGUUUCAUAUUAUUAAUGUAAUCACUCAAAUGCCUUUUUCCAAACUGCAUGAACCUUGGUCACUUAA
This is a messenger RNA of Periophthalmus magnuspinnatus, 3414 nucleotides long. It is a transcript of the gene map3k22, whose product is annotated as mitogen-activated protein kinase kinase kinase 22. The coding region runs from base 444 to 2294 and encodes 616 amino acids. The transcript has 18 exons. The record is from RefSeq and is a predicted model, not a curated record. Gene Ontology annotation, molecular function: protein kinase activity; protein binding; ATP binding. Gene Ontology annotation, biological process: protein phosphorylation. Lineage: Eukaryota; Metazoa; Chordata; Actinopteri; Gobiiformes; Gobiidae.